Messenger RNA from Penicillium malachiteum, 3564 nucleotides. Its product is annotated as cohesin subunit IRR1. Gene Ontology annotation, biological process: sister chromatid cohesion. NCBI's taxonomy places the organism in Eukaryota, Fungi, Ascomycota, Eurotiomycetes, Eurotiales, Aspergillaceae. The transcript is spliced from 2 exons. Gene Ontology annotation, cellular component: nucleus; cohesin complex; chromatin. Gene Ontology annotation, molecular function: chromatin binding. The record is from RefSeq and is a predicted model, not a curated record. Bases 1 to 3564 code for a protein of 1187 amino acids.
AUGGAAAUCGAUAGCCCCAGUAAUCCAUCGUCCACUCCCGCGGAGGACCGGCGCAAGUCUGGUCGAAUGACGCGGCGACCAGACAUAUUCUCACAAAGCACACACUCUAGCCACGAUCAAAACUCCGGCGGGAAGCGCAAGCGCGAUGAUGCACAUGGUGCUGAAGAUACCGACGAUGCUUCAUCAGAAUCAGAGAGCGAUGGUAUGGAAGAUUAUGCUGAUGAGGAGGAGCUAAAAUCCAAGCGACGUGCUGCUCGCAAGACUAAGACCGCCGCGAAGAAAAUUACAACAAAGAAACGACUCCCUGCUGCGAAAAGGCCAAAGGUCGUAACUAAUGGCCUGGGAAGACAACUUGCGUUCCGACCUGCCCUGAAUGGACGAGCUCCCACUGCGCGCUCCCGCAAACCCCAGGUGCGCCCCAGUCUGGCGGCGGGCGAGCAUGGACUUUAUGCCGAGGUUUUUGGAAGAAACAGCAACGCCGAUACUGUAGCCGCGCAAUGGUUGAGCUCAUUUCAGCGCCAUAAGGGAGAGGCCCUUCGGGACCUCAUCAACUUUGUGAUCCGAUGCAGUGGUUUCGAUCAGGAGAUAACCACGGAGGAAAUUCACGACGUGGACGCUGCCCCGGACAAAAUUGAGGAGCUACAGGCCAUCUAUCAGAACCAGGGCUUUUCAGAUUAUCCUCUGAUUUCCCGAGAAAAGAAAUACAGGGCAUUCCAGCCUACGCUGGAGGAGUUCGUUGUUGCGCUCACUCAAACAUUGCACCACUCAUCAGUCCUGUACACUGAUGAGGCUUUGAUGGAGAACAUUGAAAUUUGGGUUUCGACUAUGACCUCGUCUCAUUGCCGUCCGUUCAGACACACAUCAACAAUAGUGGCUCUGUCUAUCACAAACACAUUAUGUACCAUUGCUCAAGAAGUUGCCACGACGUUGACGACCUCUCGCAAGCAACUCGAAAGCGAAAAGAAAAAGAAGACUGUCAACAAGGGCAGGGUGGAUGCUAUCCAAACGGCAACCACAGAGAAUGAAAAGAAAGCGCAAUAUCUGGAUGAAUUGAUUCUAGACUACUUUGAUGCUGUCUUUCAUCAUCGCUACCGCGACGUUGACGUCCAUAUUCGUGCCGAGGUCAUUGCGGGCCUGGGUGGUUGGAUUCGCACCUACCGAGAGAUCUUCUUUGAAGGGCAGUACCUGCGAUACAUUGGAUGGACUCUGUCCGAUGAGGUCGGAAGCAUCCGAUUGAUUGCGCUUUCACAGUUGCUUCCCCUCUACGAGAAAAAAGAUAAUGUUGGUGUUCUUAAUUCAUUCACCGAGCGUUUCCGACAACGCAUCGUUGAGAUUGCAGUCCAAGAUGCAGAGCCCACAGUCCGUGUGGCUGCUGUUGAGUUGUUGAUGCAUAUUCGCGAUGGAGGUCUGCUUGAACCAGGUGAUAUCGACUCUAUCGGAAGACUUGUUUUCGAUCUUGAUCCUCGUGUCCGGAAGGCGGCAGGUGGAUUCUUCGUUGCUAAUGUUAAUGAUGCGUUCGAGUCGGUCACAGAAGAAGUCAAGGAUGAAGUCAAUGAAAUGUUCCCCGAUGACGACGAAGAUGACUUUGAGUCGCCUAAGCGGCUGUGGAUUAAGAUCAAGUGUCUAACCGACAUUUUCCAAGCCUAUGAUGAGCAGGAACCCGAGCAGGCUGAGACUCCAGCCACAUCGCGUGGUCUGCUCCUUGGAGCCUCAGCGGGCUCGCGUUUUGCUUUGGCAACUGAGGCUAUCUACCCUCACAUGGAAGAGCUCUCCCAAUGGCAGUCUCUGGCUGGAUACCUACUCUACGACCACUCGCAAAUCGAUGAAAGUCCGACUGAGGACGACACCGCAGGAGUUAUCCGGAGUCUGUACAAAAUGCAAGAAGGCCAGGAGUCAGUGCUUCUGGAAGUGCUCUGCGCUUCCGUCAAACUUCAAGUACUGGAUAUCGCGAAAUCCGAUGUUGACAAGCGAGGACGCAAGGUCAAGGCAUUGACAGCCAAGAUUCCCGAGCUCCAAGAGGAGGUUUCCCACAACCUUGCUCAGAUUAUUCCCCAGCUUCUCAACAAGUAUGGCUCAUCGCCAGAAGCCGCAUCUUCUGUUCUUCGACUGGAGCAUCUGGUAGACCUUGAUGCGAUCCAGGAUCUCCAGAGAGACGCUACAGCCUACUCUGCUUUGCUCAAUGAUAUCAACAGGCAAUUCUUGACCCACUCCGAUCAGGAUGUCUUGGCUGAAGCUAGUGUAACCUUCUUGCACGCCAAGAGUUCCGAGGAGAUGCGGGAGGCGCUUGAAGGCAAGGUUCAGGAACUGUGGGAUGAGUUGAUUGAGGCGCUUGGCGCCUUGGCCCGCAAGAAGGACGUUCAGAACGGCAGCGCCAUUUCUGAUCCAACGCUGACUGAAGUUGCCAAUGCUGUAACUCGCAUCUCAAGCCUCGCCGGUAUCACGGACUGCACCACGAUUCUUGAAGUGCCCACCUCGCGGUCAAAGUCUAAAAAAGAUCAGCCAGAAACUCCAUUCAACACUCUCAUUCAUCUUGUCCAACGUGGUGUUCGCCCAGAGGAUAAGGAUGAAGAUGUUGCCAAAGCAGAGACUGAAAUCGUGACUAACAGCAUCCGCACACUGUUAUUCUACUUCAUGUGGAAAGUCCAGGGUCUCUCCGCUUUGAGUGACGGCCAAGCCUCCUUUAACACAUCCUACUUUGAAGCCCUCACAAAGAGCCGCGAGACUUUCGCAUCCUCACUGGUCAAAAUCAUGGAGAAACGCCCCAACCUCGACGACUUACGCUUCAUUGCUGCCACCACAUACCUUGAUCUUCAAACAUUAUUCAGCACACUUCGUAAUGCAGGCCAAGGUGUCGGCAAUGAUGAAGAUGUCAUCUUCCAAACCCAGAGCCUAGUCCACGAAGUCCCAUCAGCAGCCCAGGGUCUCAUCACCAAGAUCCACAGCAUCGCCGAACGCACCUUCGCCAAGAAAUCAAGCGCAGAGAUUGAGCCUGCAGAGGAUGACGAACCCGCAUCUGACGAUGAACCCGAAGACGAUGAGGAUGAAGAUGAAGACCUCGAGGACGAGGCCGUAGCCAACGAGCGUCUUCGCGAAAGCGUAAUUGCUGAACAGCGCCUAUGCGAAUUAACCGGUAAGAUUGUCUUGGCGAUCAUCGGACGAGUCAUCGAUGCUUCUGGCUCAAAACGCGGUGCAUUGAAGAAACGACUACUUCGCAAUAAGACUUUCCUGGGUCAAAACUACCGGGAAGUACUCUCAUAUGUUGAAGAGCGGAAACCUCGUCCCGCACCCCGGAAUAAGGGAAAGCAGCCUGCGAAGCCUGCUGCAGAGGAUCAGACAUCUGGUCCCUCGGGAAAUAAGGACUACAAGUCUGCUGAGCGUGUGGAUGAUGAUGAAGACGAAGAAGAGAGCGACCACGGUGAACCUGUUGAAGAAGAUGACGAGCAGGACUUACGUGCGCGCGAACUUGUUGAGGAAGAUAUCGAUCGUGAGAAUGAUGAGGACGAGGAGUUGGAGAAUGGUUCUCCUGAGCCAGAUGAGGAUGAGGACGAGAUAAUGGGUGAUUAA